Cydia strobilella is the source of this 3558-nucleotide messenger RNA. RefSeq lists its product as uncharacterized. The record is from RefSeq and is a predicted model, not a curated record. The transcript has 13 exons. Gene Ontology annotation, biological process: response to oxidative stress. NCBI's taxonomy places the organism in Eukaryota, Metazoa, Arthropoda, Insecta, Lepidoptera, Tortricidae. The coding region runs from base 1 to 3546 and encodes 1181 amino acids. Gene Ontology annotation, molecular function: heme binding; peroxidase activity.
AUGUACAGAAAUUGCACGAUAUUGGUGAGGCAUUGCACACCUCAUGAAGGCAGUCGGAUCGACGGGACAUGCAACAAUUACCACUUUCCCACGAGAGGAUCUGCUAGAGGCCCAUAUUUAAGAUUGAUGAAUCCGGAUUAUGCCAAUGAGUUACUAGAAAUAUUUAAUUUGAUAAAAUUAUUUUUCAUUCUCUGUACCCCAAAGGCGAAAUUCGGAUGGCAACUGCAGGUGCAUUCGUACGUCAAACUAAGAAAACAAAAAUCAUUUUCAGACAAACGAGAUAUCCGCAGAGACAGAAACGGUGGCGAUUUACCUUCCGCUCGGCGAGUCCGCACAACGCUGCAGACCGAUGGACGAGUGGUCGACAAACAUGAGUUCACCAUAGGCGCCUACCAUUAUCUCGAGUUCAUCCAUCUUGAUGUCAGUUUACUUAACGGACCUUGUAAUUCUCCUGUUUCAGAUGAUUAUCUAAGAUAUAGACCGUACUGUUGCCAGCCUGAAGGGCGGUUGGACCCUCGAUGCAAGCCUAUACUAGUUCCUAAUGAUGAUCCUUAUCUCAGAGUGACUGAUAUACGCUGUUUGAAUUUUUCGAGAGCGGAGACCUUCCAGGAUAAUGGCUGUAUCAACGAUACGUAUACACCUGAACAGGUAAAAAAAUAUGUUGCUGUUAAUGCCUUAAACCUACUUCGCAAAAUGUGCAUAAAUUUUCAAACACCGCUUAUAGAUCUUUCUACAAUAUACGGUGUCGAUGAUAGAAGUGAGAAUGCAGUCAGAGUGUACGAGCAUGGUUUGAUAAAACUACAAUACAGAGGCUUCCGUUAUGUGCCCUUAGCUAAUCUAACGGCAAUCAACACAACAGAUUUAAAUACCUUGCUCUCCUUGAUGGAUCCCGCAGUCUUAGCAAAUCUUACGAUGUUAAACCAGCAAAUGUCAAAUUCUUCUAUGUGGCAAAAUAUGACAAUGCAAAGUCGGCAAAAUAUGUUGUUUAAUUUUAUGAUGCUGAAUGGACCAAUGUUUAAUAACUCCCCAAUGUGGCAAAAUUCUACCUUGACUAGUAAUAGAGGAAUGCUAGGAAGUAUGUUUACUUUGGGGAAUAUGCAAGGAGUGUUAUCAAUGCUACAGAAUUUAACUAUGUUAAAUUCUCAAAUGUUAAAUAAUCUCGCAGUGCUUAAUCCUGAAAGAUUAGGCAACCUAAAUUUGACAAACCAGCAAAUGCUUGAAAAUCUUUCCAAGAUAAAUCCGGAAAUGCUUGCGAGCUUGAUAAGUUUAAAUCCUCAAUUGUUAGGAAAUCUAGGCACCUUUGGAAACAUGCCUUCUACAAACCGUCGCCGUCGCCAAGGAGUGGUACCUAUAAGUUUACCUACAACAGGCGGACUCAUCGACGCUAUAACAUCUCCAAUAGAAGAAGAACUGGAUGAUUACAUUCCAACUUUGAUGAAACUUAUCAACAUGACCAACUUGAAUAAUACUAUAUGUCUGCAAAACAUGAACAACGAAAGUAGAUGUUACGUGUUUGGUAAGAACCUAACAGGAUUAAGUUAUUUUAAUUCCAGCUCCAAAAAUUCUUAUAUUAUUCAAAUUUUUAUGUAUGCAGGAGUUCCCGAAGCCGGUAACUUUGACUUGCGAACGACAACAUUCGCAAUUUUCUUCAUGAGGGAGCACAACCGGUUGGCACAAGCCCUGUACAAGCUGAACCCUUGCUGGAAGGACGACCGCCUCUUCAAAGUAGCGAGGCAGAUUAAUAUUGCCACAGCGCAGAACAUUCUUAUGUAUGAACUAUUACCAAAAAUAUUGGGCUAUAAGAACAUGUUAAAAUACGGGCUAAUAUCGGAACACGUGCAAUAUGUGACGGCGUACGACGAGAGCGCUGUGCCGCUGGUCUACGCCGAGUUUGAGAUCGCCGUCAGAUACUUCCAUACUAUGCUGGAUGGCAGAAUCAAGUUGUACGAUGAAAAAUAUCACUAUGACAGGGAGUUCUCCGUCAGCAAUACGACCUUCAGACAAAGUCUUAUCGAGCAGGAUAAGAAUUUUGAGAAAAUAAACAGGGGUACAUUCUACCAACACGCAGCCAGAAUAGACGACAUCCAGGAUCCUGAGUAUUUGUUACUCAAGAUUUCAGAAAAAUACUACGGAGAUUUGCAACGAGCUGCAGACCUACCAACUUUAGACAUACAACGGGGAAGAGAUUUAGGUAUAAGAGGAUACAAUGAUUACAGACAUAUCUGCGGUAUGAAACCAGCCAGAAAAUUUGAAGAUUUUGAAGACGUCAUGGAUCAUGAGAAAAUAGAAGCUCUAAAGAGGCUAUACGUACAAAUAGAGGACAUUGACCUGUUAGCUGGUAUAAUGAGCGAGAACCACUUGCCUGACACAUACGUCGGCCCUACACUCUUCUGUAUCAUGACGAAACAGCUGCAGCUGUAUAGAUAUGCUGACCGCUUCUGGUUCGAGAGGGGCCAUCAAUUCCACAGUUUUACUUUACCUCAAUUGCACGAGGUCAGGAAGACUAGCAUUGCUCGUUUCGCGUGUGACAACGCGGAUGCGAUCAAGUUCAUUCAGCCGCAUGCGUUCGAACUUGUCGGGCCUCACAAUCAACACAUGCCAUGUACUCAUAUUCCUGGUUUGGAUAUCAACAAGUGGAAGGACAAUAGUUGUUAUAACGAUAAACAUCCUUACUCUACUAAUGAAGAGAACAAGCAAGGAGUUUAUAACGGAAACAAUUUAUUUAAUAAUAAAGAUGAAAACCAAAUGGAAUGGGCUGUACAUAAAGGUAGUAACAUCGAAAAUAAAAAUAUUCAGUCUUUUCCAAAACAAGUUAAAAUCGACGGUGGAGUUGCUUGGCCAAUGAUUGAGAAUACAAAAAAAGAAGGCUUAAAUGAACAAGUUCUACAAUGGUCUAUGAAUUUAAAUGAUGAAAAUAAUAAUGAGAGACAAAAUACUAUAAAAGAACAUAAAGAAACCUUACAUCGUACUUCAUUUGAUAAUACCGGUCAACAAAAAGAAGAAAUGACACUUCUUGUAAGUAAACCUGGACCUAAUUCGGACCAUUGGACUAUUAAUAAAUACGGAAAAUUUGAAGGUGCGGUCUACGGCCCCACUAAAAAACAUCAUGAAUCUGAAUUUUUGGCAUUAAAGCAUUCUUUGGACGACAGUGACGAAAACAACCACCACAAUAAUAACCAUAAAAUGCAAGAUGACGGUAAAUAUUACGAUGAUACUGAUUGGCCCGUCAAAAACAAACAUCACAAUGUUAAAGUCCCGAUACUUCUUACUGAUCAAAACGAAUUCAAUUAUUUGACAUUAAAGCAUUCUACGAAUGAUAAUAAUCGCAACUAUGGAGAGAAAACUAUUGAUAAAGGAGAAAAUAAUCGCCAUACGCUCGUCAAAAACGUCCACGUCGAUAAUAAUGAAUGGAUAAAUAGACAUCAGCUGCCUCUGCUUCCCCAUAAUUUGAAUGGUCAGCUAUUUUCUAAUGCUGGUCACCAAACAUAUCAAUCAAAUUCCGCGGGCCUUUUGCCAUUAUUACCAAAUUUUAUACCUGUUCAUUAAUUUUAAAUAUAU